AUGGACUUUUUGGACUCUUCCGUCAAAGAGCCUGGCAAAAGCCUCUCGACACCAGCGCAAGUGGGAGCCUUGUCAAAAGAAAUUCACGUGAACCCUCAGCCACAGCCUGUUGUCUUUAAACAGUCUGAAGCCUUCGUCAAGUUUGGCCCUUAUGUCACGAUCGCAGAAGCACAAUGUCUCUGGAUAAUCAGACGAACCUUUGGUGACGAUAUUCUAGUUCCCGAGAUUUUCGGGUGGAGAGUCGACGAGGAGAACUACGUGUUUCUAUAUAUAGAGCUUAUCAAAGGUCAAACGCUGUAG
Messenger RNA from Penicillium canescens, 300 nucleotides. RefSeq lists its product as uncharacterized. The record is from RefSeq and is a predicted model, not a curated record. The transcript has a single exon. The coding region runs from base 1 to 300 and encodes 99 amino acids. NCBI's taxonomy places the organism in Eukaryota, Fungi, Ascomycota, Eurotiomycetes, Eurotiales, Aspergillaceae.